ACUAUGCCACCAUCUGAUUGGUCGAGCCGGGUUGUGCACGGCGAUGUCACAUGACAGAAACAGGAAGCAGCAGAGAUGAGUGCGGUGUAUGGUGGAGUGGAAGGGGGUGGGACUCACUCCAAAGCAGUCCUGCUCUCUGCUACAGGAGACAUCCUCGCUGAGACAGAUGGACCAUGCACCAACCACUGGUUGGUUGGUGUUGAUAAGUGUAUUGAGGGCAUCAAUGACAUGAUUCAGAAGGCAAAGAUCAGUGCAGGGUUGGACCCGGACUCGCCCAUUCAUUCUCUGGGCAUGUCACUGAGUGGUGGGGAGCAGAAGGCAGCCAUUCAGAAACUGAUUGAUGACAUGGCAGAGAGAUUUCCCAAACUAAGCAAAAGUUAUUACAUUACCACUGAUGCUAUUGGUGCCAUAGCAACAGCAACUGAUCAUGGUGGAAUAGUGGUGAUAUCAGGCACUGGUUCCAACUGCAAGCUGGUGAACCCUGAUGGCACUCAAGUGGGCUGUGGGGGAUGGGGCCACAUGAUGGGUGAUGAGGGGGCAGCAUUUUGGAUCUCUCAUCUUGCUGUAAAAACAGUGUUUGAUGCCAAAGAUAACCUGGCGAAGCCCCCACAUGAUAUCACCUAUGUUAAAAAGGCCAUGGAAGAGUACUUCCAGGUGUCGGAUCUGAUGGGCAUGCUUCCUCACCUGUACAGAAACUUCCAGAAAUCACACUUUGCCGGAUUCUGUAGAAAACUUGCUGAAGGUGCCAAUGCAGGUGAUGCCCUCUGUCGUUAUGUGUUUACCCAGGCUGGUAAAGUCCUGGCACAGCACAUUGUAGCAGUUCUUCCAAAAGCACACCAGGAGCUUUUCUCAGGGGAGUUGGGUUUGCCUAUUCUGUGUGUGGGGUCUGUAUGGAAAAGCUGGGAGCUGCUAAAGGAUGGUUUCACUCAGGUGCUGUCUCAGAACCAAGCUCACUACAGCCAUUUCCACAAAUACAGCCUUCUUACCUUGUGUCAGUCGUCUGCUUUGGGUGGUGCCAAGCUGGGGGCUCAGAAUGCAGGGGCCACACUCCCCCUGGACUACUCCACAAGCGCCAAUGUGUUCUUCAGCAACUCUUUCACCAAUCAGUGACCGGGAUGAAUAUGCAUCAUAGAAGACUAUUAAAGAAACAUGACUUCAAUCAGAAAUCAUGGUGGGACCAUUGUUCUUGUUUUGCAGAUGCAUCUCCAGCCCUGUUGUUACAGUUCAGUAAAAUCCCUUAAAAGUUCCCCUAGUCACUUCCACUUAGGAAAAUCCAUGUAGUCAGAAUGCACAGUUAACUUCUUAAUGACGUGCCUAUUAAAUAUGCCUUUUGUUUGAGCCUAUAUAGUUCAAUGCAUUAACAAUACAAUAACUAGAGGACAUAAAAACACUUCAGGAAACAGAAGUUGUAAAAAAAAAAAAGGCCUGGCCUGUCACAGGGCUGAGAUGCAUCUGUCUUCCAGAGCUCUAACUAAAAUGCUGUGUAUGUUUUAUAUUUUUAUACAGUAUGUAAACCUAUUCUUACAAUAAACCUCUGCACGAACCACUUUGGGGCAUAAAAUA
Astyanax mexicanus (Mexican tetra) is the source of this 1563-nucleotide messenger RNA. RefSeq names its product N-acetylglucosamine kinase (gene nagk). The coding region runs from base 76 to 1110 and encodes 344 amino acids. Gene Ontology annotation, molecular function: N-acetylglucosamine kinase activity. The transcript is spliced from 10 exons. The record is from RefSeq and is a predicted model, not a curated record. Lineage: Eukaryota; Metazoa; Chordata; Actinopteri; Characiformes; Acestrorhamphidae.